This is a messenger RNA of Xenopus laevis (African clawed frog), 906 nucleotides long. RefSeq names its product aquaporin-x3 (gene aqp-x3). NCBI's taxonomy places the organism in Eukaryota, Metazoa, Chordata, Amphibia, Anura, Pipidae. The record is from RefSeq and is marked provisional.
UAUACUAGCCAUGCUGAAAUAUUUUUUCUCUGGGUCCUUUUUAAGACCCCUAUUUGCUGAAUUCUUAGGCACUCUUUUCUUUGUGCUCUUUGGCCUUGGGAGUACUCUCUCCUGGCCCACAGCGUUUCCCAGUGUCCUGCAGAUCUCCCUAACAUUUGGCCUGGCGAAAAGUACUAUGGUAAAGACACUGGGACAUAUUAGUGAUGCUCACCUAAACCCUGCAGUGACACUAGCAUUCCUCUUGGGAUCCCAUAUCUCUAUCUUGAAAGCUGCUUUGUACAUAUUAGUUCAGGUGCUGGGAGCUGUGGUUGGAGCCGGGUUGCUCUACGAAUUUACUCCAUCAAACCUGCAUGGAAACUUUGGUGUCAACUUGCCAAGCAAUGGAACUACCCCCGGACAAGGUGUUGCAGUAGAAGCCUUCACCACAAUGCAGCUGGUUCUUUGUAUAUUUGCCACAACUGACAUUCGUCGAGAGGACAAUAUUGGGUCUCCAUCUAUUUCCAUUGGUCUUUCAGUUACAGUGGGUCACCUCCUGGGGAUUUACUUCACUGGCUGCUCUAUGAAUCCUGCCAGGUCUUUUGCUCCAGCAUUGAUCACAGGAAAUUUCACCCAUCACUGGGUCUUCUGGGUUGGUCCCAUGACUGGUGGAAUCGUUGCUUCUCUGAUCUACAACUACCUACUUUUCCCUUCAGAAAUUAGUGUUUGUGACAGACUGGCUAUUCUGCAGGGUAACUAUGACCCAGAGUACGAGGGGGAGAGAGAGGAGCACCGCAAGCACUCCAUUGAACUCAACUCUAUGCAAAAAAUCAAGCAGACAGCUCUAGAUUGUACUGUAGUAUCUUUUCAAGCUUUGAAUUUUUGAACUUGAGGUUCUCACACUUUUUAAUAAAACCUGAUUCAAACCAA